Molecule: messenger RNA, 8357 nt
Organism: Ictalurus punctatus (channel catfish)
Lineage: Eukaryota; Metazoa; Chordata; Actinopteri; Siluriformes; Ictaluridae
Gene: nol4lb
Product: nucleolar protein 4-like b
Exons: 11
Coding region: 910-3036 (708 amino acids)
Source: RefSeq, a predicted model, not a curated record
GGCGGGAGGGUGCAGCUGCUUUGUGUUGGUUUGGGGUGUCUCGAGCACUUCCUGGAUUUGAGAGUCGCCUCCGCGCGCGCAGUCCCGUCACAGCCAGCCAUCCAGCCGCGCUCCGGGACCUUUCCGCUUCCACGCGCCUUUUAAUGCACUGAAUUUACACGGAAACGCGUUCAUUUGAGCGAUAAUCUGAAUGAGAGACGCGUGCUUCCGAUUCCGUUGUCCGUUCCGCGCUUAGCUCUGUUUGGGACGGCAGCUCAUUCUAACAGGUGGUAAGCGAAUUCAGGUGGAGCUCAGUUCAGGAGGAGGAGGAGGGUGUACAGGCUAUUUCAACGACGAACGGUUUUGCCGAACGGAGCACAAACAAAAGACUUUGACAGCUAGCGUCUUAUCUGUUUUUUUAUUUUAUUUUCUAUUAUUAUUAUUAUUAUCAUUAUUAUUAUUAAAAAUCAGGCAUUUAUUGAGGGAUUGUCCCGGUGCAUCCGAGCAUUCAGAAGAGCCGAGCAGCUCGUGGUAAUUAGCUUGAGAAUCUAGUCUACAGAAUACAGGUGGGGGAGAGUGAGACAUAUAGACUGUGCGGGGGUUUUUGGACUGGUAGGAAAGCAGCCCCCUCCCCUCUGUUCCUUUGAGAGAAACCAGCACCGAUAUUGGUUCCGUUUUCCCUCUGGGACAAGAGGAGAAACGGCUCAGCAAACAGGUGCGAGGACGGACGCACGCACGCGCACACUCCUGGCUCAUUGUUUAAACGGGAUACACCUAUGUGCUGAGACUAAAUGUCCGAGAGCACGAGCUCGAGAUUUCUCACUCACAAGGGGAGAAACUAGGGGAGCGUGACGUAUUUGGAAAUAGCUCAUUUUCGAAGUCCCACUCUGACGAUUCAGAGGAGGGUUUAGGACAGAGAGAGAGAGAGAGAUGUCAGGAAGGAAGCACAACGCGGAUUCCUCGAAAAGGAGCCCGGCACCAUCCGAAUUUGAAAUGUUCGGCGAAUUUCAGGACUGGUGCCUGCGCACUUACGGAGACUCGGCCAAGACAAAGACCGUGACCCGGCGCAAAUACGACAAAAUCCUCCAGGCGCUCUCUCUGGGCGAGGACUCGGACGCCUACGCGGAUGGCAGCCACAUCAACGCCAAAUUUAAGUUCUGGGUUAAAUCCAAAGGCUUCCAAGUCGGGAACGGCGACAGCCAGAAAGACAGGAAUGGAAAAUCCGACAGACCCGUGCUGUACGUCCCCAUCAAGGCAACGUGUGUGGACAGUGCUGCCGGACAGGAGAUCUCGUCUCUGAAGAGAGUUGCCGUGGUGGAGGAUUUCUACGAUAUCAUCUACGCCAUGCAUGUGGAGAUCAGCUCUGACCAAGCCAAAGCACCCAAACAUGCUGGCCAGAAGAAAACAUAUAAAGCGAUAGCAGAGACAUAUGCGUUUCUGCCUAGAGAAGCAGUGACCCGAUUCCUGAUGGGCUGUGGAGAGUGUCAGAAGAGGAUGCACAUCAGCCCAAGUGGAGCCGAAUGCAAGGAAAAUGACCGGCCUGCGUCUCUGGCCCCUGACCUCAUCGACUACAACAUGCCUUUGACCACCACCUACCUGAAACAGAUGAAACUGCAGUGCAUUAACAACAAGGAGCAGGAUGAGAGUUCAGUGAGCAGUGAGGAGUUUGAUAUGAGCGACCCCACAUGGAUUUCAACUGAGCACCAUAACGCACGCUCAGACCUGCAUCCAGCCGCUAAUAUAGAGAGAAUGCUCAGCCCCCAAAACACACACAAAGAGGACGAUGAUGACUCUUCAUCAGAAAGUGGGAGUGGCAACGGCAUCCACAGCAUGACCCCUCCGUCUAUGGGUGUGGUGUCUGGGAGUGACGGUGCAGCGGCUGGACCAGUGACUGGGUCAUAUAGUCAGGUUAACGGAAAUAGGACAGCUGUGCCACUGGAUUUCAGCACGACUUCCUCCUCAUCCUCAGAAGAACAGCAGCCGGUGAACCUGAGAGAGCGAAUGAGUCAGGCCCUGCCCACUGCUGCAGCCAUGCUAGCCACAUUCAACCCAGAGCACUCGGAGGAGUUUCGCCGAAAAUAUCACAAACCGCCACUGGCCUCAGAGCUGCGCCUUGACCGAGACAUCAGGGACUAUGCCAACAAGUCUCCUCAGUACAGUUCAGGAAGCUAUGACUCCAUAAAAAUGGAGAUGUGCGCCGAGGACCUGACAGUCAGUCGCUCUCAGGCUGCUGAUGAUGACGAUGACGAUCACGAUGACCACGAUGACAGUGACAAGAUUAACGACACAGAGGGAGUGGACCCAGAGAGGCUGAAGGCAUUUAAUAUGUUUGUGCGUCUGUUUGUUGAUGAGAACCUGGACCGCAUGGUGCCCAUCUCCAAGCAGCCAAAAGAAAAGAUCCAGGCCAUCAUUGAAUCCUGCAGUCGCCAGUUCCCAGAGUUCCAGGAGCGUGCACGCAAGCGUAUCCGCACCUACCUCAAAUCCUGCCGCCGCAUGAAGAAGAACGGCAUGGAGACCCGGCCCACGCCACCACACUUGACCUCAGCGAUGGCAGAGAACAUUUUAGCUGCUGCUUGUGAGAGUGAAACGAGAAACGCUGCCAAGAGGAUGCGGAUGGACGUCUACCAAACACACGAGGAUCAGAUAGCUCUGGAGAAGGCUGUCUCUCGUGAGCCGGUGCCUCUGACCCACUCUGCAUAUUCUCUGGCAGCUUCUGCUUACUCCCAGGACCAGCUGUACAUCAACGGAGGCCUUGGCUACAACUACCGUGCUUUCGCUGGCUUGGCGGGCAACAUGCAGCACCCGGUCUCUCUCACGACCCCUGCUGCCCAGACCAACGGACCUACCGAUCUCAGUAUGAAGUCUCUGGCUUCAAACUCAUCUACGUCAAGCACCAACAGUCUUGGGCGGAGUGCAGGAGGAGGAGGGACCUCUGCUCAGCUCAGCCAUACUGAAGUGACAGCAGUGCGUCAGCUGAUCGCUGGCUACCGCGAAUCAGCAGCCUUCUUACUUCGCUCAGCCGAUGAGCUGGAAAACCUCAUACUACAACAGAACUGACCUGUACACUCUCCCUCUCAUCUCAUCGCCACUUUCUAUCUCUCUCAGUCUGCCUUUUAUCUUUAACUCUCGCUCCAUCACCUCAGGUCUCUAUUUGCUAGCCUCACUCUCAUCGUCAUUCUCAGAGGCAUGCACAUUUGAAGAUAUCAGGAGAGAUGAUGAAGCAUUGAUCAGUAUGCUGGCACAUUCAGAUUGCCUACAAAGAGAAACAAAGAAAGGGGGCUGAUGAAGACGGGAGCAUGCUGCAGUGCUGUAGUGCUGUGUUGACGAAGAAGAAAACACUGUUCCUGUGGGCGGGUGGCUGGCCUUGUGAAUCAUACACCUCUCCACCUCCAUGCCCUUAAGCCCAUUUACUAAAACAACUCCUUUAAUCUUUUUCCCUUUACGCUCCCUGCUUUCGAGUGCCACUAAUUUCCUGAUUUUUGUUCUUUUUUUUUCUUUCUUUUUUUUUUUGGUAAUCUGCUUUUUCACAGGAGGCAUUAUGUAGUGCCAGUACUCCUGUUUAUUAUUAAAUGAAGACACGUUUGAGUUAAGUUGAAGGAAGAUACCUGAAAAGAAGUGAAAGUUUAAAGAGAAAACAACAAAUUAGACCUUUACAUUCGCUGUACAUAAACGCGCUCUGUUCUAAAGCACUUUUUUUUUUUCACUCGCUCUGACCUCUCCUCCCUAACACUGCUUUUGCCGUAGGGAGAAAAUUGUGUAACUUAUGCAUACAAAUACAGGUGGAGCUCACCUGGAAAUACCUCAGCCUGUCCAAAUCCUCUGUGUCCCAGUUCACGUUUUCUGUCUGAGGGAGAAGAAUCCCUCCUUCUAGUACUACCUUAUGCGUCCAGUGCCUCUCCAGGAUCUAAAAGAAGGCAUGCAUAUGGAACGUGAGCUUGGUUUGUUUCUAGUUAUUUAUUUUAUUUUAUUUUAUUUUUUUGCUUCUAUAAUGUAAUGUACAUAUUCAAUUCACCAGAAGGUAUUGAUUCCAGAAAUACACUGAAAUGAAAUACACUGGAACUGGAGGAUUAGACUUAAUGGAGUGUUUUGAUCAGGUAAAGAUCUCUGCUUUAAUGAUUGGGUCUUUUGGGGCCUCUUAAAGCAUUUCAACUAUGGAUGCCAAUUCUAUACUCCACUACCUUUCUUUUGUAAUGCCAUUCUUCUGAAGUCACCUCUUCUUUCAUGCACAUGUCUGGAGCAAUGGAGGGAGCGUGAUGAAAGGAUGGAGGAAGGAUCUGUUAGUCUUUUUAUCUGUUGACUUUUUCUCAAAGGCCAUUAAUUCCACUCUGCUGCUAAGUACUUGGACUUUUACGCCACAGACCUGAAACCUCAAGCCUCCUGCACAACCAGAGCACCUCAACCUGGGAUAAAAAACAAACAAAAGACCAACAAAAAGCAAAAAAAAAAAAGCAAACAAAAAAAAAGAAGAAAAGGUCCUGAAACGGACAGUGGAAGUUUAUUCAUUUGAAUGCCGAGAAAGAGAAAUUACUGCCAUAUUAGUUUCCUGCAUUCACAUCUUGUUAGUGACCUGUAUCAUCGUUGAGGGUUGAGUUUGCUUUGUAGCUGCGUUUUGUUUCGCUUGGAGUUUAAAUGGGUGCUUAGUUCCUGAGAUCAGUAGAGGUCUGCUUCUCUAUCUGUGGCACGAGAGCUUUCACAUGCUCAAACAUGCACACAUUCCCUUACAUGUGGAGUCUCUGGGGGAACUGAAUUUUUAGAGGGAGAGAAGAGAAAAUGCAAGCUGUUUUAGUUAUUAUUGAGGUAGACUCAUGUUGGGCCUGACUGACUGGUGUGUCACUGUAAUUUGCUCCUCAUUGCACACUGAGGCAGUGCUGCUCUGCCACUGUGGAGCUCUGUGUGAAAGCUUGAGGUUGCACUGCUAGUGAGGAGCAAGAGGAAGAUAACUGCAAUGCAAAAGAUAAUCAAAUGCGUUCCUGGUCCUAAAGGAGAGAGUUGGAUGCGUAGAGACUACCAUGACCUGUAAUGAGGGGCAGUCACAAGCACUGAAGUGAGUUUCCAUUGUCUAGCAUUAGUGGGAUCUUGCAUUAACAUUGAUAGUAGACAUAUAAAAUAAAGGUGGUAAUGGUGGCAUAAUGUAAAAUAGAUCUUCAAUGAAGUGUGUGUAGGUUUUACAUCGUGCUUUCUGCCCAAGUAUAGUCAUUGCAGAUAUGUUGUUGUAGUAAUCCAAUAUCCAGCUGGCUCAAACCACUAUAAAUAUGGGAGAAAUACUGCAUGUGUUACAUUCUGUAUGCUAAUCUGGGUAGAUCUGCGCAUUUUAACUCUCUCUCUCGCUCUCAAUUAUUGGUAGUGACAAGGAUGAGGAAAUAUGCAAAAUGACCAGUCCUCUCCUCACUGUGCUCUUGUCUUACUGUGGCUGCUUGGUUUUAAAUUUUAAGGGAUCCAUCCCCCUUGAGUCUAUGGGGAGUGAUGUUUUGAUCCACUCAUUUAGUUCUUCCCACUCAUUUACUUUAAGGGAAUAGCAGUGUAGAUGUCCUCAAUUUUUCUUUGAAUCAAAAAAGCCUUGUUGCGUUGCAGUUCAGCUUCUUGGUUUAAUGUUUGUGGUGUUCCUGUUAACAGCAUUCUGUGUGAUGUUCUAGAUAAGAAGACCACUCAUGAGUGAUCUUUGUUAAUAUCUUUUACUUUUGCUGACAAAUUCUCUCUCCUUUUCUGCUCAGUCCUUACAUUAAAGCACUAGAGACUGAUAUAAAGGCUGAGUACGAGGACUGAUAUCUUGCUCUCCUGUCUUUCUGUCUCCAUCUAUCCCUCUUUUGCUCCCACUGGUUCGGACGAUGGAGGGAUGGGUCCUGAUGCUUAUUAAAAUCACUCCCGACACUGCUGAAUUUAGACUAACCUCACAUGCCACUAAGUUCUGCUCCGGUUGCUCGGAAUUUGAAAUUGUGACAGUUCUACAUUUGUAAUAUAGACAAUGGACCGCUAACGUUAUUUGUGGAAAGGUUGUGAGAUUAUAUGGGGAAAUAAAAGGCACGCUCAUUCACCCAUCUGGGAAUUUUCUCCCUCCAGCUCCCUCAUGGAUGGCAACUUUCUGGAUACAAACUGUAAAAACAAGGCAAACGACAAUCUUGGAAAAGGUGUAAUUAGUUCGGUUAGAUUUCCCUUCUCCGUGUGCGGCUAUUGUUUACAGUGCGUAUGGGAGAAUAUGGGGCGAUUUAGCCAUAACCUGAGCAUCUCUGACAUCUCGGCCUGGCCCUUCUCACUACCUGUGGAGGACUCCUAGUGGCCCACUGUCAACAACUUCUUGUAUGAUUUCUAUUUUUAUUAUAAUUGUCAUGGUUGCAGUUAUUAUUUUUUAAUUCUUUUUGUAUUACAAAGUGGUCUUUCUACAACUGUUUUGUACAACACCAACAUCACAAGUGAAGUUUUGUCUAUACAUUCCAAGGAAGGAUGUCAAUAUAUGAAGCAAUCAAGUGGACCCAAGUCAUCGAGCAUGUACGAAGGACAGCCCACCUAAGUGCUCUAUACUACUUUAAAUAAAAAAAAUGAAUAAAAAAAAACAAUCAGAAAAAAUUGCUGAAACUAGAGGCUUUCAGACAAAACAAGUGUGCACUAUGAUGUACAUGUACAUUUCCCACAGUGAUCUUGGGUUACUUGGUGUGGCUUCAUUCACUUCUGACCCUGCAAAGGCAAAGUGCGUUUACUUUGUAAAUAAGUUGCUGACAGCACUGGUGUGAACGAUUUUUCAUGUUGGUACAUUUUCAUAUAAAUAGUAUUACAACCCCAACUUUAUACCUCAUACUGUAUCCCUUAUUACCCAACAUACUUUUAAAAAAAAAGGGUCAGUUUCAGUUUUUUUUGUUGUUUUGUUUGUUGUUUUUUUGUUUGUUUGUUUUUUUUUUUUUGCUGAAACUGCACUUUGCCUUUGAGGAGCUGCGUUUAUUGAAAUUAGCACUUCAUUUGUUCAGCUACAGUUGAUGUCCAUUGUGUACAUAUCUAACCCCCCAGUCUGCAUAUUUACGAUAUGCCUCCAGGGCCUUCAAGCUUUGUUUUAUGUUAUAGCUGGAUUUUGGCACACACAGCCAGGUCUAAUUUGAUCUGUCUACAUUACAUGUGACCUCUUCAAGGCACACUGACAACAUAUAGGCUUGUACAGUGUAAACACACGUGCUCACAUAUACAGAUUGUGCUUUUGUUCGGACUGUGUACUCUGGUUACAGUAGCUGCUGAACUACACACAUUACAAUUUGCCGGUUUGGCCCUGAUGUAGAGCUCAGCAGAAAUGUGAGGAGGAAAAAAAAUAUUUUUCUAUUGCAGUGGUGUACAUACAGUCAAAUCAUCCCGGUUUCCCUCCGCCGUCUGUCCUUUUAUAAUUUGUUGGUGCUUUACAUUUCUGUUGGCUUUGUUGGUUUCAGGAGCUUCUAAAUUGAGCUCUGCUUUGGAGAUGUACUUUAUACCAAUGGGAAACAUUCUCUCUCUCUCUCUCUCUCUCUCUCUUCCUCCUCCUUCUUCUUCUUCUUCUUCUUCAUUUUGGACUCAGUGGAAGUGUGAUGUUUACAUGUACAGAUUUUUGAAAUUCUCAUUUUUGUUUUUGUUCUUGUUUUUGUCAUUAUUUGUUUUGUCUGAAAGCAGUUUUUCUCCUUCCUGCUUUCACACAGUACUUAAUUUAAUCAGAUUUCUUGUUUAUUGAAGGGAAAUGGAAACGUGUCUGAGUAAAAGUUUGUGUUCAUUUCAGCAGUGCUUAUAAAAGUCCUAUUUUGCUUUGCUCUGAUCCCGCUUUCAAACUGCUGACAGCAGGAAGACAAAAUGAAGGCUCACUGUAAAACGAUCCUCUGUUCUGACUGAAAGCCAGUACACGGCAGUCCAUUUCUUUGCAAUUAAAAGCCAUUUCCAUGCCCUUCACUGGGCUCGCAACAAGUAUUAAAUUACAAAAACAGACUGAAAACCUCAGGUAAAUGACUACUAUUUAUGUGAUUGUAAGUCUUACUGGCAGCCCAUUUCCCUCUUUAAUACCACAUAAAUUAUAUUAAAUGAUUAUUCCUUUUUAUAUUUAUUGUGUUCUGUAUAACAGUUGAGACCUUUUUCAGUACAUGUGGUUAAAUAUUUUAAUUCUUUUGAAAAGUGACAAAUAUAUAUGUGAAGAAGCUGAAAGAUAAAAAAAAAAAAAAUCAAUUUCUGUUUGUUUAAUUAGAAACAGCAUGGGUGACUCCUAACAUAUCACUUUGAUUAAAGAAAACCAAUGAUUUAAAAUGAUGCUUUCUCGAAGUGGGUUGUCACUACUGAGGUUUAAAAAAAAAUGUCUUCAAACAUGACAUUGUGUCUUUUUUUCCCCUCCCAAGCUGUUUGUCUGAAAGCUAAAUAUGCUAAUAAAAUUGUGUGCUAUAUAUCCA